AUGGCAAACUUUGGGGAUCCCGACAAUCAUCAUGAUGUGAUCGAGCCAGUCCCCAUUGAAGCAACAAUCCCACCUUUUGACCUGGAAAAUCCACAGGCUGAGGAGGCCUAUGGAUCAGUAAGGCAGGAUGUGAUUGCUGGGGCCAUGAUAGGCACAAACAAUACUGCCUCCACCAUCCGUGAACGAGACCGCUACUAUCGGAGGGCUGAACAACUCUUGAAGCUCAGCCUCCUCCAAAGACUCUAUGAAGAGGGAAGUGGUGCAAAGGCAUUACGCCUCCUAAAGAUGAAGAACAGACUGGAUGUCGACGCAAAGUUUUACAAACCUGGAAAUUCCGCUCUCUUUACAUACCGGAUGGAAGGUCACCAUAUUGACUUCUCACUCAAAGUCCCUGAUCGCAUGGGUUUUGAUGUCAUCCUCCCUCCCCCCUCCAUUGGUGUGAACACCACCUGGUGUUUCAACCUGAACUUGCUAGGAUCCGUCCGGCCAUUCUUGAACCACAGAGGCGACCUUGGUUUUGACCCAACAGGCAGAAUGCUGUUCAUUGGGACACACAACCAUGACAACGUCUUCCUUGCAAUGGCACCACGGACCUUUGUUGAGGGCGAUGAUGAGCCAGUGGCACCGGGGACUCAAUCUGGGCCCACGACGAUGACUCACACUCAUGUCCGGAUGGCAACAUGCAUCAUUCUCUGGGCAAUGGGCCGCAUUCCACACCGAGACUAUUCGACACACAGCCUCUAUAUCGAUUUGGGUGAAAGACUUGACAAGUACAGAGCCAUCGCGGAUUGGGUCUCGAAACAAUCUUUCAAGGCAAUGCUAAACCUCCCAGAUGUCCGCUCCAUGCAUGACACGAUGCAGCUUUAUGAAUCUCAUUUCUUUUCCAAUGCGCCCGAAGAAUGGCAUGAUGACCCUUGGUUUGAGGAAUCAGUGCCCCUGAUUGUUUCGAUGAAGUAUGGUCAAGACCUUCCUCUGGAUACAGAAAACUUUCAUCAGACGAUCACAACAUUUGACCACAAUAAUUCCUUUGAGCACAUAUCACGAUGGAGCUUGGCACUUGCAAGCCACCUGCGUGCUCUUCCUGUGGCGAAAAUGCAGAACAUUGAUCCAGCUACCAUCCUAGAAGCACGUGGAAUGGUAUUUGAUGAGAAUGAGCAAGAAAUUACGGAUCUUGCCAGUCUUCCCUAUGAGGAUAUAGAUGGAAAGGAGAUCAAGAUAUUUGAUUUGGAGGGGACACUCGUUCCACGAAGAGUCCCAUUCUUCAGUCCAACAGCCCCAGCAGGAGGCCCACUAUUCCAGUUGGACAAUGUCACCUCAAUGUUUGAUCACUUCCACCAUGGGGACCGGAGUGGCCAUGUCGAUGUGUCCAUAUAUCCCCAAGCCUUCAUGACACGGUAUGGGCAUUUACAAGCCAAUACUGUCCUCCCUGAAUUCCACCAGGCAGCACAAGCCAUCAACAGUGGUCUACUAUCUCGUGAGAGGCCAGUGCAGACAUCUAGGGACCAUGACAGUCCGGUGGGACAGGAUGAGGAGGAUCCAGACUAUCAGCCCUCAAACCGAUCAUCACCAUCGGAUGAUGAUCAACCGCUUGCUGGAGAAGAACUGGAUGAGGUUGAGGACCUGCUGCAUCAGCAUGCGGUGGAGCCAGUCAAAGGGGUCUUCUUCCAGGGAUACAAUCUUCUCCAGCAUCGGAUUGCACGGCGAUCAGGAGGAGCAGAAACCAUGCAUGGCGUGGUCACUGCAGCUCUUGCUGGAGAUUAUGCCCAACACACUGAACGUGCGAAAGCUGAAGAGAUGUUUUCGAUGAAGGCCAAGCUCAACUCGGAUGUCAAACCACCAACUGAUCUCCGGCUAGAGAACUAUUGGACUGUAAACUUUACAGGCAUUGCCGAGAAGAAGCGGACUGGAAGUGGUACUGAAGUUCAUAAUAUUCUGAAGGUUCUUCAACAAACAUACCUUUGGACAACCUAUCCUCUGUUCUGGGGCAUUGAUCACAUAUACCAUUGCGAGGUCCAAUGCAAAAAAGAGGGACACCCACCAAACCUGCUGCGGCGCGAGUUGGUUUCUGCCCUUGAACGGGCUGGAAGUUUUGGGUUUUGUGGAGCAGGCAGAGUGUUAUCCACAUAUGUGAUGGACCCUCUGCUGCUAUCAGUGGGGAUCAAAGAAACUGGAUUCCCAUCUCUCAGUGACGUUGUCAGCAUCCACCCAGAACGCAUGGAAAAGAUUGAAGUUGAUGCUUCUAAAUGGCCUCGAGAUCCUGAUGGGGUUCCACGUUUUGCUUCAAAGCGUGUAGUGCUUUAUCACUAUUCCCAGAGCACAUAUGAAAGAAUAAAGGCAACCUGCUUCAUUGAGCUGAUCCACAAGGGUAUCCAUACCGAUAUCAGUCUUACCUCCCUCCCACUGCCAAGGGAGAAGAAAGUGAUCCGAUCACUGGCAAUUUAUGCAGUUGAAACACUUGAGAAGGAUGCCUUGUAUGAGAUUGAAAAAGGAAUCAAGAAAUUCAUCCAAGGAUGCUUACCCACAGCAGAUCAAGAGCAGCGACAACGCCUGAAGCGUCAAGAAGACUCACUCAAGGCACUAGUGCAGUGUCAGCACCCAUUUGACAAUUCCCGCAAUGCUACAGAACGUCAGAUUCUUGCACUCGCCACCUCCAGCCAGACCAUUCACACCAUAUUAAAAAACCUCCCUCACAUGGAUGUCUAUGAAUGGGUCCGGCAUCUGUAUGACAUGGUUUCUCCCCCAGACCCAGCUAAGGAGACAUCAAGGAAGAGCACAAGUUCACGUCUGGGUGCACCCUUGUUUCAAGGAGGGUCUGCCCAAGAGGUGCUGAUGCAAGUGUUUGCAGCAUUGCGGGAACUUUCCACUGGCUAUGGUUCCUGGCAGGCACAACGGGAGUUCUGCAUUGAGGCCAUCGUGUACCAGAUGGAUUUAAGUCGCAUCUACCGAUACCCUCAUUCUCACACCUAUCCCUCUGGGAGGCAAAGUCUUUGGGCUCAGUAUCAUUCAUGGGUGGAUUUGGUGUACCCAACCCAGAGCCAAAGAUCAAUGCAUUCUGACACAAUGACUGAUCCUGAUCGCCUUGCUGCUAGGAUUGCCAGCACCCAGAUUGCAGACAGCAACCCACAGGCAUCAUGGAAUUGGAUGGAGACAAAGCUGUCUGACCUUACAUGGAUUGUCAAGCGGUCUCGACUCCCACUGGACUGGAUUCAAGCAGAGCAGCUGGAGAACCCAGUGUGCAAUGAACUGACAGAGUGGCUCAAAGAAAACUAUGACCACUUGGAUGCCAGAUUUCACAUAAGCCUCAUUGCUGCAUUGGUUCUCACAGCCUGGGCUCCGUCCCAUCGAAUCAAACAUAAUGAGGGCAACAUUCCAUCAGAACGCAAGAAAGGCGCAAACAUGGUGGAGUAUGCACACAGCCUUGUAUGGGAUCAUGAAUAUUGGACAACUCAAUCAGGAUGGAAAGCCAAAGUGCCACUCUUCCACCUGUGGCUGAUCUUUAUCUCAGCCAUUGUAGUGGAGGAGAGUCCUUGGUGGCAAAGGGAGGAACGAAAAGUGCGGACUCAAUCAAUCAAAAAGGCAUCCCGUACACCUGAGCAGGAGGAGAAUACAAAUAUGAUGAGUGCUUUUCAUACCAAACUACAGCGGAAAGGAAUCACAGUGGCUAUCCUUGCCCGACUCAAUCUGGUGGAGGCCUGCAGUCCCAAUGCUUUCAAACCAGGAAGCCGCUUUCUGAAGGACUGGAAACUCCAUACAAAGGCAACGCUUGGAGCUGGGCUGGCAACGGUUUACAAGCACCUGGCACAACCAGCACACAUGUGUCCUGUGUUCUGUGCAGUGCGUCACUUCUUGGGUGAUGAGUGCCGCAGACUACACAUAGGAGAGAAAUUCCGGGUCCCAGCCUUUAAGAUGCGUGUCCCUUCCAACUCAUUGAGACACAAGGCUUCAGAACAAUCCCUACGUGAAGAUUCAGAGUCAUCAGAUGAUGAUGAUGAAAAUCCUGGGUUGCACAACACAUCUAGCCAAGUUUGUCCAGAGGUCAUACUAGCGCUUGCAAACAGGAAUACAACCUUACCGUAUGCAUCAGUUUGGAAAGAUGUGAAGAUAUACCAAAUGGGAAUUAUGAGUUUAGAAAAUGUGAAAAAAUAUGUCAAACCAGUCUUUUUUUUUCCUAUACAAGGAGCAGGAUCUGAGAUGCUAGGGGAUGACUGCUUUUGCUGGAAGUUUGGAAAUCCUACUACGACCAUGGGGGACUUUGGCAUCGACACGGGGUCAUACACCAACCCGAACCAGUGGGGGACAGGAGAAGCAGCUCGCGUUUGGGAGUUGUGCAAGUCGACACUAGUUGCCAUGACUGUUGCCACUCAAGACAGCGCCAAUUCUCCUGGCGGACUCCACGAUGGGGCACACACAGGAUGGCUUCAUCAUUUGAAGUUCCACCACAUUUCUCAGAGUUUUUCCCAAGUCGGACGCAUCGUUACCACGAUACACAAGCCCCUUCCUGAGCCAGACGACCAUUUAAACCACAUUCCUCUCACUUUCAUUUCGAUUUCCCCCGAGUGUUCACAGCGUCGCUGGUUCAAGCCCAAAGAGCUAAAGCCUCCCGGCCAGCUUGGAGUUCCCGCUUUUGAUGACGGUCCAGAGCCCGUGCACUCGCAUGAUGCCCCAGAGACAAGUCCAGUACACGACAGCGCUGAGCACAAGCUAGAAGAGCUAAGGCCGGGAGACCUUAGUGACGAGAAUCCAUUCAUUUUCGAACGCGAAGCCGAUCACGUUCUCCAGUACCAAGUUGCGCGCACGGCAAAAGCCUUGGUAUAG
Molecule: messenger RNA, 4815 nt
Organism: Cantharellus anzutake
Lineage: Eukaryota; Fungi; Basidiomycota; Agaricomycetes; Cantharellales; Hydnaceae
Exons: 12
Coding region: 1-4815 (1604 amino acids)
Source: RefSeq, a predicted model, not a curated record